AUGGAGAAGGAGAUUGCAUUGGCUUGCGAUCACUGCGCGGCGAUCCAAGAGAUUGGUCGAGUUCAUGAAGUAGCCAGCCAGCUGCAUGCCCUUCUGCGAUUAAAUAAUCAUUAUGUAGUUAAUUUUAAGGCUGCAGAGCAUGAUAAUUCCAGCUGCAAGUCGUGGCAGGAAGUCGCAGGGGAGAAGGUGCAGGAGAUACUGAAGCUCAACUCCUCCACCUUAUCGAGGGUUCAAUCCAUCGUCAACGGCUGCUGUUGCUGCAGCAACAGCUCCGGUGAACACAAGAGGAAGAAGAUAUUGGACACUGCGACAGAUAGCCAAAAGAUAAGAAGGAGGAAGGAGGAGACUUGGUCGGCGGUGACAACAGAGCCUUACCAUGACGGCCAUCAAUGGAGAAAGUACGGGAAGAAAACUAUCAACAAUGCUAAAUACCAGAGGAGCUACUACAGAUGCAUUCACAAGGAGGAAGGAUGCUUGGCGAAGAAGACGAUUCAGCAAAUAGAGGAAGAUGGGAUUGAUGACGGUGAGACGGCAGCCAGCAGGUUCAGCGUGGAGUACAUCUGCCGCCACACCUGCAAAUUAUCGACGGCGGCGGACGAGGUGUUAUUAGAACCUUUUGUGAUGGAAUCGACGACUGCGCCAAUUAGUUCUCAUAGCAGAAUUAGCACUGCAGCUGGCUCCAGCGGAAGCAACAGUACUGCUUGUUGUUCUUCGUCUUCCAAACUGGAAGAUGAUGCUUUUGUUGCUUCGCUGCUUAUCGAUCAAAUGGAGACGGUUGGCGAAGAUGGUCAUGAUAUGGAAGACUACCGGAAAGUGUUCUCGCCCAUUUAUGAAGGUUGCGGCUGGGACUGGGAAUACACAGACAACUACAUACCAUUAGGGAAUGAGUACUACAUAUGGUGAUCCAGGCAAAUGUUCAAACUUGAGCAACAGAUUUUGAAGAGCCAUAGAAUUUUUUUUCUUUAAGCAAGAACUCAUGCAUGCGGAAAUUAAUAUAUGUAGAUGGCAUUCGCUUAACUUAAACAUGGAUGCAUCGUUUACUACUCAAAUUACUGGGUACUUGCUA
Molecule: messenger RNA, 1066 nt
Organism: Zingiber officinale
Lineage: Eukaryota; Viridiplantae; Streptophyta; Magnoliopsida; Zingiberales; Zingiberaceae
Product: probable WRKY transcription factor 70
Exons: 3
Coding region: 1-903 (300 amino acids)
Biological process (GO): regulation of DNA-templated transcription
Molecular function (GO): sequence-specific DNA binding; DNA-binding transcription factor activity
Source: RefSeq, a predicted model, not a curated record